Molecule: messenger RNA, 2179 nt
Organism: Scaptodrosophila lebanonensis
Lineage: Eukaryota; Metazoa; Arthropoda; Insecta; Diptera; Drosophilidae
Product: beta-galactosidase
Exons: 5
Coding region: 126-2045 (639 amino acids)
Biological process (GO): carbohydrate metabolic process
Cellular component (GO): vacuole
Molecular function (GO): beta-galactosidase activity
Source: RefSeq, a predicted model, not a curated record
UUCAAGCGGAACACACGCUCGUCUCUCAAGUUCCGCCGAUCGCAUACGCACGAAUCGUACCGAACGCGUUGUGCCACAGAAUCCCGAAAGAACCCAUAAUUAUAAAGAAUCAAAGGGCAAGAGCCAUGCAGUUGCCGCUCUGCUUACUCGCCCUCUGCGCCGCUGUUGUGUGUGUGAGUGCCAAUCGCACGUUUGUUGUGGAUUACGAAAACGAUCGCUUUCUCAAGGAUGGCCAGCCUUUCCGCUUUAUUGCCGGCUCCUUUCACUAUUUUCGUGCUCAUCCGGACACUUGGCAAAAACAUUUGAGGACUAUGCGAGCAGCUGGCCUGAAUGCCGUGACCACUUACGUGGAGUGGUCGCUGCACAAUCCGCGAGAUGGGGCCUAUGUCUGGAGGGGCAUUGCCGAUCUGGAACGUUUUAUACGCCUAGCUGUGGCCGAGGACUUGCUGGUCAUAUUACGACCUGGACCGUACAUUUGUGCGGAGCGCGACAUGGGUGGCUUCCCCUACUGGCUACUCACCAAGUACCCCAACAUUCGCUUACGCACUGCGGACAUUGACUAUCUCAAUGAAGUGCGCAUUUGGUACAGCGUGCUCUUCGCCCACAUCUCCCAAUAUCUGUACGGCAAUGGCGGUCCGAUUAUAAUGGUACAGGUGGAGAACGAGUAUGGCUCGUAUUCUGCCUGCGAUGGCAAUUAUCGCACCUGGCUGCGUGACGAGACCCAAAGCCAUGUCAAAGACAAAGCCGUGCUCUUCACCAAUGAUGGGCCGAGUGUCUUACGUUGUGGCAAAAUUCCCGGCGUGCUCGCCACCUUAGACUUUGGAGCUACCAGAGACUUGAGCAAUACAUGGCAGCGUCUGCGCCGCUUCCAACCCAACGGACCUCUCGUGAAUGCGGAAUACUAUCCCGGCUGGUUGACACACUGGACAGAGCCCAUGGCCAAUGUGAGCACAAAUGGAAUUAUAGGAACAUUCAUCAAUAUGCUGGACAGUGGUGCUAGCGUCAAUCUUUAUAUGUUCUUUGGCGGCACAAAUUUUGGCUUCACUGCCGGCGCUAAUGAGAACGGGCCUGGCAAUUACUUGGCUGAUAUUACGUCGUACGACUACGAUGCACCCAUGACGGAGGCGGGCGAUGUUACGUCCAAAUAUCAAACGCUACGCAGCAUAAUCGGUCGCUAUAUUCCGCUGCCGGAUGUGCCAGUGCCCCAACCAUCGCCCAAGCGAGCCUACGGAAUCGUGCGCCUGACCAGCUGCUGCAGCCUGCUCUCCCCGGAGGGACGCCAGAUCCUUGCUACGGGUGUAGUGCGUGCAACCAGACCGAAGACCUUCGAGGCAUUAAACCAGUACUCGGGUCUGGUGCUCUACGAAACGUGGCUGCCACGUUUCAAGCGGGAUCCCAGCAUUCUGCAUGUGCCUGGUUUGGCGGAUAGGGCCUACGUCUAUGUCGACAAUGAAUUGGUGGGGAUUUUGGCGCGGGAAACGCCCAUCUUCGAUCUGCCAUUGAGUGCCAGUGCGGGUAGCUUGUUGCAGCUGCUGGUGGAGAAUCAGGGCAGAAUCAACUAUGGACAGCAGAUUAAUGACUUCAAGGGUCUGACGCAGGACGUGACGCUAGAUAAGAAGGUUCUGAAUAACUGGAACAUGACCAAAUACCCGCUGGAAAGUGUUGAGGAUCUGCUGCAGCUCGUAGCGCAGUCCAAUGCGCCGGAGGCAGAUGCAGCCCAGGAAGACAUUCAGAAUCUGAAACUGCCACGUAAGCUGUUGCGCUCUGGUCCCGCCAUCUACGCAUCCAUAUUGAGAAUCAACAGUGAGCAAGAGCUGGCAGACACCUAUCUGGACAUGUCGGGCUGGGGCAAGGGUGUGGUCUUCAUAAAUGGCGAGAAUCUGGGCCGCUAUUGGCCAUUGGUGGGUCCUCAAGUCACGCUCUUUGUGCCCGCCCCCGUACUUAAGGUUGGGAACAAUCGCCUGAUAGUUGUAGAGUAUCAACAGGCGCCCAUCACCCAGCAACUGGUGUUUCGGGAUAAGCCCAUUCUGAAUGCCAGAUCCUAAAGAAACUGCAGCAACCAGAACUAAUCCUAUCUAAUCUAAUCUGUAAUUUGUAAUGAAUGUUGUGCAAAAUCCGUGGCAGCUUAAGCUUUGGGUAGCAACAAUAAAUGAAGUUCAGCCUUUUUUAUUCAUAUGUA